Molecule: messenger RNA, 2972 nt
Organism: Psylliodes chrysocephalus
Lineage: Eukaryota; Metazoa; Arthropoda; Insecta; Coleoptera; Chrysomelidae
Source: the annotation of a GenBank genome assembly
AUAAGAUUAGAUAAGGAUUAUCUAUAUUAUCCACGAAUUUUUAAAUUGGGGUACUCGCAGUCACUUUUUCGCUAGUAUUCAAUUUGAACUGGUAUUGUUUCGGCUAUAUUAUAAUAAAAAUGAAUAGAUUAUAUCUAUUUGCAGUUUUAAUACAUUGUGCUUAUUCACAGGUGACUAAUCCAAAUAAACUAUGUACAGACGUUGUCAGUAAAGAUGCUUGUAAUAACAUAGAACGGAACGAGACUUAUGAAUGUGCUGUGAACAUUGUGUCUAUGACUGAUUGUUUUUUAAACAUUCACCAAGGACUUCACCAAUUUGCUGUAGUUCAACCUGAACAGGCGCUGUUAGCAGCAAAUUUAGUUUCAGACAACGUUGUAGUUAUUGGUGAAAUAGCAGAUCAUCCACCAAUUCAAACGGUUGUUAUAGUUCGUAAAUUUUAUAACAAUACUUUUGAAAAUUUAAGAGGUAAACGUCUUUGUCAUCCUGGUUUCAAGCACGACGAACUAAUUACUAGAUAUGUCUUACAAGAAUUCGAAUCGAGAAUAAUCAAACUUAAUAACACCUAUUGUCAAAUCAAUGAUAAUGCGACGAUUUUGGAAAAGCAAAUCAGCGUUUUGUCUAGUUUCUUUGGCAAUAGUUGUCGUCCAGGCGUAUGGACAGAUGAUGAUGAUGUUCUGGACAAAUCUUUGAAGACAAAAUAUUCUAACCUCUGCGAGCUGUGUGGCCAAGAGAAAUGUGAUGUGACUUACCAAACACCUUUAAAGGAUGCACUUACCUGCCUUACCCAAAAUGGCGGUGAUGUAGCUGUCAGUAGCCUUGCUGAUGCCUUAGUGUUCUUUAAUGACACAAAUAACAAUGAAAACUUCCUAUACCUCUGCCCUGAUGGAUCAACAAGAAAUUCUUCAUUGAACUCGUGUACAUGGACCAACCAAUUGAAAAGACUUAUUAUUACAGAAAAAACUGUUGCAAAUGAUCCAAAGGCUUACUUGGAAUAUCAUUUACUUGGUCAUUUUAGUGCUUUUGCAAUUCAAAAUUUGGGAUCAAACCUAGCUUUAACUGAGUCGCUGGAAAUACUGCUUGGACUUAGUAAAUCUGAUGUGAUCACUUUUAUAGACCCAGUUCCUCUGAAAACUUACGUUUCAGCUCGUCGAGAAGUUCCCACUCUUGCAAACAACACUUACUGCCAACGCACUGUUAGUUGGUGUACCGAAAAUGACAACGAACAAAACAAAUGUCUGUGGUUGCAACAAGCAGCAUUAAAUACGGGUCUGCAACCUGUUAUACAAUGUGUACAAAGCAAGGAUACUGACCCAGUGUCUUGUUUAAUUGAUAUACAAAAUGGAAAGGCUGAUCUAACUUUUGCUGAUGUGACUUACGGGUAUAUAGCUCUAAAGAAAGGUUUGACCUCUGUUGCAUAUCCUGAAACCUACAACAUGCAUCUUGCUUCUGUAGUGGUAGUUGUAAGAAAUGAUAGUACUGAAAUUAACAGUUUGAAAGAUUUGAAAGAUAAAAAGGCCUGUUUCCCUCAAUAUGGAGGACGAGAAUGGUUGGCUUUUAUCGAUACUUUAAAGUCGAAAAACGUAAUGGAAAAAUCUUGCGACUACGGCAAACUGUUCGGCGAUUUUGUGAGUGACAGUUGUGUUCCUGGAGCUCACGAUAAUGACUUCAAUGCCGGUUUAAUACAAAAAGAUAAACUUUGCAAGCAGUGCAUAACAACCUCUUCCAUCGGAACUGCUCAAACUUGCAAUACCGACCAAUUCAAUAAAUAUUAUGGUACAGAUGGUGCUUUGAAAUGUCUGGAAAAUAGAGCUGGAGAUUUCGCUGUUAUCACUUUAAAAGAUAUAAAAGAAUACAAAGACAAAUCCAGUUCCUUUAAAGUUUUAUGUCAAAAUGGCUCGUUGGCACAAUAUAACGGCUUUGCAGUAGACUCCGAUGCUGCCCUUACAAUCAUCACUUCCGGAGAAGUGGUAGCAAAAAAUAAUACCAAUUUACGUGAGGACAUUAUUCAACUAUUGAAGGGCAUUGAAAUCGAAUUCGCACAAAAUCUGAAAAAAACCUUUAAAGUUUUUGAGAAAUUCAAUGAUAUUCCAGAUUUGCUGUUUCCUGACUCAACUCCAGGUUUGACAUUUGAUGGACUCGAAUUAGGAAAACACGUAGAAAACUUCAAGACCCUUCUUAGAAAUUCGGAAAACUGUCUCGUUAAUCCUAGCAGCGGUAUUAAUUUAGUACCUUCCACGCUAUUAAUGAUAAUUGUUAUGUUUUUGGUUAGAUUCUAGUUUAAUAGUUGCUUACUUGUGCCUGUAAUAAGACUGGUCUGUUUAUAAAGUAAUUUUUGUCAGAAAGUCCGACGAGAGGGGUUAUAGGUUAUAAUUAGGAUUGGCAGAUGUUCGGAUUUAGGCGUUAAUACCACGGUUUUUAACUAUGCGUCACGCCAAAGUACGAAAAUGGUCCGCUUUUGACCUAAAUGCCACAGUUUUUAAUAUUCAAAAAGGACCACAAGCUGAGGACGUUUUUUUUUUGAAGCUCGUCACAAGAAGGAGGGCCUGUUUUACAAAAAAUACAAGCUGAGGACCUUUCUUUUUUUUAGGAAAGGACCUUUUUUUUAUAAAAAUGCUUGGCUUUUCAACCUGAUCCCUGUCGUAAAUCUGCCAACCCUAGUUAUAAUGUAUAAGGGGCCCUUGCCAGGGUUUUGUCCCAGGGCCCCACCAUGGCUCUCGGCGGCCCUUUUUGUCAGUAUUAUGAACACGGACAAGUGAUUCUUUAUUCUUUGAGUUUGCUUUGGGUAAAUUAAUGUCCUCUAGAGCACCGAAGACAUAAGUGCUGUGACAUUCAUCUCAAGAUUUAUUUUCCAAUUUUUAUUUUAGUGUUCCUUUUUCGUUUUUCUACAUUUUCAAUUGUUAUUUCCAUGUUUUCUCUUUAUUGCACUCUGUUCCAGCAUAAUAUUUCGAUAUAUUUUUUUUUGUUAUCACUAA